GCUGCUGCAGAGGGUGGAAGACGUCCUCCAUCACUUCUACAUCUCAAAAGAUGUCAACCUGCUCCUCUACAAAUCCUCCAUGUUAAAGAUAUGAAGGAUGCAGCGUGUGCACAUCUUGAGAGGCUGCCUGAGCGACCCUGAGGUGGGGGAGGGAACCCUGUACAGGUUUGGUGGCACCUUGCAGCUGAACUACACCGAGGGAGAGGGAGCUGCUGCACCCAUCUGGAUCCCUGAGAGGCCCCUCUCAGCAGGAGGGCUUCCACUUUCACCAAGCCCAGUGGGUCACAGGGAACCGGGUUUCCUGUGAAGUAAGCACAGGCCAUGACGGGGGUGGUGCGCUGGAACUUCCGGAGACUGGUUGACCUGAAGCUGCCCGGUGUGGAGCUGCCAGCCGUGUUCAACCCCGUGUUGAUAGCAGAGCUGAACAAUUUGUCUGUAAAGGUGACGGCAAAGGCAAAAUAUCCAGCGCUGCAGGUCACCAACGGGGACACAGGAGAGAGAUUCGGUCUGGACUAUGUGGAGCCCGGCUGUCGUCCUGUUCCUCUCAACUGGGACAAGCACAAGACACAGCCAAGCAUGGCCGCUGCGGUCGCCAAGGAGACGGAGCAUCCUGCAGCUGUAGAGGCCACAGACCGUCAGGAGACCAGUGCCACUGUGAGGGAAGCUCCAUCCAGUCUUGUGCCCAUCCUGUCCUUCCACGAGGGGUCUGACGUAAAGUUCCAGCCGCCCUGGAGGCCGUCGUCUGCUCCAGCACCGCUGCCCGUAUCCUCCUCUCCAUAUAGCCGCUCGCACCGGACCGAUGAAAACAGGAGGCAUCGUCCAGGUGCUGGACCACGGCCGGUGGACAGAAGGUGCCAUUGACGGCUUCUGAUGAAACACCACGGAGCUCCACGCAUGCUGAAGCAGGUGGAUGACGACUACGCCGCCAUGGUCCAGAGGGGGUGCACUGACCCUCACAGUUUGUUACAUCCGACCACAUGCCAACAUAUCUCCAGAUAUGUCAAGCAUCUGGCCAAAAGAAAACCCACCAGCUCCUCUGUGAACACCAGCCCAGAGAAGGUGUUGGAGACACAGCAGCUGUGGCAGAGCUUGACCACCGGCAGCCAAACGGUCAGUGUGCCGGUCAUCACCAUGCCUCCUGCAACCGUCAACCCUCCAGCUGUGGCUCCUCUCAAGGAGGAGUCACUGAGCCGGGAUGCAGUGGAGAAGAUGGUGGCUGAGAUCCUGGACAAGCAAGAGCAGCAACAUCCGCAGCAGAAGAUGACGAGGAACUGUCCGGCCUGCGCUCAGCCAAAGUCCCGCUACCUUGCCGACGGUUCCUCGGUUCAUUUAUUCUUCCAGACCAAGACAGUUAAAGAUUUCUACUGCUCCACCAAGGUCUUUAAGACGUAUGAAUGCGAAGGCCUGAAAGACCCCCGCAUGUCCUUUGAGGACUUUGCAGCGUCUCCUUUCUUUGAGCGCGAGCUGGAGGCCGCCAAGCAGAGGGGGGCCGAGUGGAAGAAGGUGAAGGAAGAAGAGGAAGAAGAGGAAGUCGGCGGAGCCGCUGCCGACAGGUCGCCUGUGCCGCUGAGGCAAGGCCCCGGCAGCCCUCAUGUUCACAGCUGCUUCCCCGGGGUGUUGGGGAAGUACGUCUACUGCCCCUCCAGGGUGUUCUCCCUGUACAAGGACCAGGGCAUGGGGAAGGAGAUGGCCUGGGGGGACUUCACACAGUCCGCUUUCUAUGAGGCGGAGAGAGACAGAUGGGUCACAGAGAGGAAGAAGAGACCACACACAUAUAUAGUAUUAGGAAUACUAAUUAAAUGAUACAAUAAGAAUUAUUGGACGAAUAUAAGCAGCAUUAUUGCAUUGAUAUUGAUUGCAAAUAUAUAUGUCCAGUACAUGAGAAUGUAUAUAAUUAUUGUUUUGGAAUAAAUAUCGAUAUUUUACGAGAAUAAAUACAAUUAUUGCUGUAUAUAAAUAUUAUAUAAUAAUGUAAAUAUAUAUAAAAUGUGUAUCCAUCCUGACAUUUGAGAAGCUAAAACCAGGUCAUGUUGCUGAUUGUUUCAGCACUUAUAUUAUAAAUAUGUUUUUGAAUACACUACUCUAUGUGUGUGUGUGUGUGUGUG
Messenger RNA from Pseudoliparis swirei, 2105 nucleotides. RefSeq lists its product as uncharacterized. NCBI's taxonomy places the organism in Eukaryota, Metazoa, Chordata, Actinopteri, Perciformes, Liparidae. Bases 871 to 1803 code for a protein of 310 amino acids. The transcript has 4 exons. The record is from RefSeq and is a predicted model, not a curated record.